Macadamia integrifolia is the source of this 3851-nucleotide messenger RNA. Its product is annotated as cyclic nucleotide-gated ion channel 1-like. Gene Ontology annotation, biological process: monoatomic ion transport; transmembrane transport. The coding region runs from base 884 to 2800 and encodes 638 amino acids. The transcript is spliced from 7 exons. Gene Ontology annotation, molecular function: monoatomic ion channel activity. NCBI's taxonomy places the organism in Eukaryota, Viridiplantae, Streptophyta, Magnoliopsida, Proteales, Proteaceae. The record is from RefSeq and is a predicted model, not a curated record. Gene Ontology annotation, cellular component: membrane.
UGGAUCAUUAUCUCGUCAUGUGUCAUUCGCCCAGGUCUUGGGAGGGAAGCCGAAGCCCUUAUUCGCGCAAACUUCAUAUCCCAAAUGUGGGGUGUCCAGGACUUUCUUCCUGGUGUGAACAGAUCCCUUUCCUUCGGAUUCACUACAACUACUAUUCUACUUCUACCACUUCUCCUACGGAUGAAUGAACCUUCGCUCCACUCGGACCAUAAUGGCAUUCCUUUGCCGUGUUCCCCACACUCAGCUGUUAAUCCGUACAUAUACACGCGAUGUGUGAUAGAGGAUCGAACGAUCCCAUGCCUGCUUCCUCUUAUAAUCGCAUUCAGGAGUCCAUGGCUGGAGUAUUCUCAAUCUAUUUUCAAAAUUCUGAAACCUUACACGCCCUGCCCCCUUCGUCUCUCUCUAUCUCUUUCAUGGAAACACGACCAGCCCUGCUAGUAAGCCGUAAAGGCCAGACCCGCCAGAGGGUUCGCCGCCAUAGAAGUCUCAAGGAAACUUCACCUCACCUCACCUCACCUCUGAGAGAAGUAUUGAAUUCUUCAUUUCCCAAUUGUUAUGCUCGGUUCUAUCCCUUUCCCUGUUUAUAAGAUAAGGGGAGGUGAUCAUUAUCACAGCAGUAGUCCCUCUUUCUAAGUUCAUUUGCGCCGCUCCGCCGUUCAGUGUCUACGCAGUGCAUGAGGUUUCAGGAUUGGAGUCCAAGAGAUCUUCAAGCUCUGAGAAGAAAUAUUCCACAGAAUAUGUACUGUAUUCAGUAGAAAUUAAAUCAGCACUAGGCUCUGUUUCAGAAAAGGAUUUGAAGAGGAUUUAAGGGAUUAAGAACAUUAGGAAAUCAUUAAAGCUCCAGCCUCUAGAUUAUCCAUUGGUAAAAGACUCUGGGUCUAGGAUGGAAAUUCUUCACCCACAGGCGGCAUUUCUUCAGAAAUGGAACAAAUUAUUUCUGUUGUCACGUGUAAUUGCAGUGUCCUUGGAUCCGUUAUUCUUUUAUAUCCCAGUGGUUGAUGGUCAUGAAAAAUGUCUUGCUUUGGAUAAGAAGUUGGAGAUAACUGCCAGUGUUCUUCGUUCUUUCACCGAUAUUUUCUAUGUACUUCACAUCAUAUUUCAAUUCCGUACUGGCUUCAUUGCUCCUUCUUCUCAAGUAAUUGGAAGAGAUGUUUUGCUUAAAGAUCCAUUUGCCAUAGCAAAACGCUACUUGUCAUCAUACUUGCUACUCGACAUUCUUGCUGUUCUUCCACUCCCACAGGUAGUAAUUUUGAUUGUCAGCCCCAAAUUGAAGGGCUCAAAAUCUUUGAAUACAAAGGACUUGUUGAAGUUUGUUGUUCUGUUCCAAUUUGUGCCAAGGCUUCUUCGAAUCUAUCCACUGUAUGCAGAAGUGACAAGAACUUUAGGCAUACUUACUGAGACUGCAUGGGCUGGAGCUGCUCCUCAUCUCUUUCUUUACAUGCUUACAAGCCAUGUACUUGGGGCCUUUUGGUACUUGUUUUCAAUUGAACGAGAAUAUACAUGCUGGCAAGGAGCUUGUCAGAAGCAACCUGGAUGUGAUAUUCAUCAUAUGUCCUGUGGUGAUAGGAGAAUUGACAUGUCAUUUCUAAACGCUUCUUGUAAUCAUUCAGAUGGGAAUCAUCCAUUUAAUUUUGGAAUAUUCCUUGAUGCUCUUCAGUCUGGUGUGGUGAAUUCAAACAAUUUCUCACAGAGGUUCUUAUACUGCUUUUGGUGGGGCCUGCGCAAUCUGAGUUCUCUUGGGCAAAAUCUGCAAACAAGUACUUUUGUUUGGGAGAUAGCAUUUGCAGUCUUUAUUUCCAUCUUCGGUUUGGUUCUCUUUGGUUCGGUUUUGCAGACAUAUAUGCAGUCCACCACUGUUAGACUAGAAGAGAUGAAACUGAAAAGGAGAGAUGCAGAACAAUGGAUGUCCCACCGUUCGCUACCCAACAACCUGAGGGAGCGUAUCAGGCGGUAUCAACAGUACAACUGGCAAAAAACGGGCGGUGUGGAUGAAGAGAAUCUCCUCUGUAACCUUCCUAAGGACCUCAGAAGGGACAUAAAACGCCAUUUCUGUUUGCCUCUACUCGUGAGAGUGCCAAUGUUCGAAAAAGUGGAUGAACUUUUAUUGGAUGCAAUGUGUGAUCGCCUCAAGCCAGCACUGUACACAGAGCACAGCUACAUUGCCCGUGAGGGGGAUCUAGUUGAUGAGAUGCUCUUCUUCACGAGGGGGAAGCUAAGGAGUGUGACGACAAAUGGUGGAAGGAAUGGUUUCUUCAACUCUGAAUUACUGAGUCCUGGGGACUUCUGUGGAGAAGAGCUGCUGACAUGGGCAUUGGAUCCCCACUCAUCUUCCAACCUCCCCAUCUCAACCAGAACGGUUGAGGCCCUGAGUGAGGUUGAAGCCUUCGCUCUCAAGGUAGAGGACUUGAAGUUUGUGGCUUCCCACUUCCGGCAGCUUCAUAGCAAGGAAGUCCAACACACUUUCAGGUUCUACUCACAGCAGUGGAGGACAUGGGCGGCCUGUUUCAUACAAGCUGCUUGGCGCCGCCACUAUAAGAAGCUAGAAGUGUCUCAACAGGGGUCGUUGCUUGGAGCAAUGGCAAAGGGCUCUUUCCGCCUGCGCAGUGGUGCAGGUUCGAGUCCUGGGAACCAGUCUCUCCAUAAAGGGGGUAAGGCUGUCUACCUAUAUACCCUCCCAGAACCCUGCUUAAGUGCGGGAAGCCUUUGUGCAUUGGGUAAUGGCCUAGAAGUAUCUCUAUGUGUGGAGGAAGAUAGGUUGCAAGAUGCAUUGGCUGGGGGGAGGGAGCUCUCAAAGCCUUGAUGCCACCAUUUAUGCCUCACGGUUCACGAAGGGAGAGUGCCAUAGAGAUUGGCCAUAUAAUUAUUGAUCUUAUUAUAUAUAUGGCCAUAUGGGUAAGGGAAUACUACCAUCUUGCGCUGCCACUGUGCCGGUGCACAGACCAAUGGGAGGUCGUGCAGAGGUAUCUUAAGCGCAUGGGGCGGGGGGCAGCACAGUCUUUUCAUGGCACUUGUGUCUAGGCGUAGACACACUCAAGCAGGUAUUUCUAUGAGAGUUUUCUGUCUGGGAGCAUGGUCCUUGUGCCAGUGUGAGGACCGUUGGGAGUCCACAUAAAAACAUCAAUAAGGGUGAGAUUUCCAUCUUUCAUUGGGGGUAGGGUGUAGACGUAGAGGCAACACUCCCAAACAAAGUUCUUUUCCCAUGUUUCUAUUUUUAUUUUGUAUACUGUUGGAAUUUUUAGAUGGUUUUAAAAUUAAAGAUUCAAAAUAUUAUUUUAUUUUUGAUAUAAGGUUGUGUUGGAGGGCUAGGUAUUUUCCUAAUAGAUAUAUCAACAAACAUGUCUUGUAGGAAAAGACAUGGAUUGUGGACAUAUGUUUUUGAAGAUAACCUUUGGUGGUGUUUUUUCUUCCUUUCUAUAUAGGGAGGGGGUCUAGUCAAUUUCUCUAAUGAUAACAAGACAAUCUCAGGGUCAGCUUUUUACUUGGCUUCUCUAUUGUUGUUUUAGUGUCCAAUUGAGCACAACUCUAAAGUAUCCUAAUGUGGCCUAGUAAGUGAGUACAACUGAAAGGGCCUAUGGGGUUAUUUUAUGUUGAGGCUGAUUUGCAAUAACCUGAUUUGCAGCAUAGGACGAUGUCUAUACUCUUCAGAAAAGUGACCAGUGGCACAACUCAACCCCAUUGAUUCCCUAAGAUUCUCAUUUGUGACGCCAUUUAUGGUGUGUUUACUGCCAUCAACUUUGGGUUUGUCCAUGACCCAGAUAAGUUAUCUAUCCCCUUGUUAUAUGUGUUAUGAUGUAUGUUUGGAUUAAUAUACUUCAAUUAACAUGAGAGGUAAAGCUCUUAAUUUUUUUUUU